Messenger RNA from Adineta steineri, 1734 nucleotides. Lineage: Eukaryota; Metazoa; Rotifera; Eurotatoria; Adinetida; Adinetidae. The record is from the annotation of a GenBank genome assembly.
AUGUUUUCACUUCCACGUUAUUUUCGUUGGAUUGUACCAUUUUUUCUAUCAAUCAUGUCUACACCACGUCGUGAAGGUGAUAUUGAUGCUCUUGCAUCUGAUCAUAUUGGUAUUCGGCAUAUUAUUACAUUAACAGAAGAAGAACCUUUACCAGAAGAAUGGUUUUUUAAUAAAACUAUAUCACAUACACAUCUUCCUAUUGAAAAUUAUCGAGCACCAACAAUUGAACAAGUUGAUUUAUUCUUUCGAUUAAUUAAUGAUUCAACAAAAACACCAUUAUUAGUUCAUUGUGGUGGUGGAAAAGGUCGAGCAGGUACUAUGCUAGCUUGUUAUUUAGCUGUUUAUGGUUUUCAAUCACCAUCUGCUCAAGAAUGGACACAACCAUUUAUGUCAGCCGGUGAAGCAAUUGAUAAAUUAAGACAACUAAGACCUGGAAGUAUUGAAACAGAAGAACAAGAAAGAUUUAUUCAUACAUUUGUUAGUACUGUAUGGAAAAGACAAUCUCCAUUACCACCAUUACCAGCUGAACCCGAAGGAAUACCACUUGAAAUUGAAGGACAAUUAGAUGGAAAUAUUGAUUUAGUUAUGCUUUGUGGUUUACCUGGCUCAGGAAAAUCUUAUAUAGCACAAGAAAUGUUAGUACGUGAUGAUCGUUGGACAGUUGUUUCUCAAGAUGAAGCAAGAUCACGUGAUACAUGUGAACGUGAAAUAGGUCGACCAGGAAAAUAUUCUAAAGCAAUUUUAGAUCGUUGUAAUCCAGAUCGAGAAGAUCGAAAACAAUGGCUUGCACUUGCACAAUGGGCACGAAAACCUAUUUGUGUUUAUUUUGAUUAUGAUUCAGAAUUAUGUAUAUCUCGUGCACAACAACGUUCAGAUCAUCCAACACUUAUACCAGGUCAACGUGUACGAAACGCAAUUCAAAGUAUGCAAAGACAAAUGGAAAGACCACAAUUUGAUGAAGGAUUUGUUGCUAUAUGUAUUAUACGAUCAUUUUAUGCAGUUAACCAACUUAUUAAACGAUUAACACCAGUCAAUAUUUUGAAAUUUUUACGUACAGGACAUUUAAUGAAUUUAGGUGCUGCUACUGCCGAUGAUUUUGUAGUAUCAUUUCGGCAAACAACAGAAGCACCAUAUGUUGUUAUUACAGAAAAAGUUGAUGGUGCUAAUAUGGGUUUUUCAUUAUCAGCUGAUCGAGAAUUAACCGUACAAAAUCGUUCACAUUACGUAACAUCAACAACACAUGCACAAUUUCGUCCACUUUAUACAUGGAUUGAAACACAUCGUGAAGGUCUUUAUAGUGUAUUAGAUCGAGAUAAUUCAUUUCCUGAACGAUAUAUUCUCUAUGGUGAAUGGGUAGUAGCACAACAUUCAAUUCCUUAUACACGAUUACCUGAUCGAUUUCUUGCAUUUGAUUUAUAUGAUCGUCGAACACAAACAUGGGCUGAUCGUAUUACACUUGAACGAUUACUUGAAGGAACAAAUAUAUCUUUAGUACAUAUUAUGUAUCAAGGACCAAGACCAACUGAUAAUGUUUUAAAGGAUAUGGUUCAUCGCCCAUCUCAAUUCUAUGAUGGACCAGUCGAAGGUAUAUAUGUAAAAGAAGAACAAAAUGGACAAGUUAUCAAUCGUGGUAAAAUCGUACGAAGUGAUUUUACAGCUGGAAUAACUGAACAUUGGGAUAAAGCACCAAUGAGAAAGAACGGAUUUGUAAUGGAUAAUGAUGAUGUUGAAUAA